UGAAGUUGUUCUGUGGGCUGAUGGUGACUAGUCUUUGUUUUCUAUACUUCCUAGAAAUUAAGAAGCCACCAGUGGCCCCCAAACCAAAAUCUGUGGUAGGAAACAAGGCAACGCCUCCACCUGUUGCACCGAAGCCUGAUGUUGUACUUUCUGGUGUUUUACAAGCAGCAAGGAAAACCAAGCCAGCAAUUGCACCAAAACCAAAAGUUCUCAAGAGCUCAUCCAUUCCAGAAGUUAAACCUCCAUCAUCUACAAGAAAAAGCACAAAAAGCUUUGAGGAGCACAGGGUAGAUUCUUCUCAAACGCUAGACCAUUUGAACCAUAAAAAUGAAGCCUCAGAAGGGAGUACUAGUAACAGAGCAUAUAUUCUACCAAUGCCAUCUUGCAAAUUUGAAUGCCUUAAUAAACUUGGAAAUAGGGAGAACACCUGUAAAACUCAGAUCAUUUUUGAGCACUUUGAAAACUUAGAGAAUAUCAAAGUUGGUGACAAAAACGAUAGUCACAAUGAAAAACUGGCAAAUAGAAACGAAGUGGUUUUAAAAGCCAGCAUUUUGGAAGAUAAACUUAAGGAUGUUUUAACUCAUAGUGUGUUUCCUAACAGUAGUCCUGUGAGGCACAGGUAUGCAGACAAACUUGACAAAGGAAAUGGCAGUGGUUCCAAAAACAAUGUUAAAAUAGAGUUUUUGGAACUUGUGCAGUCUUCGUCAUCUUCUGAGGUAGCUAAAGGGAAGCAACAAAAUACUGACGGUAAGCUCACUGAUGAUGAGUUUCAUGUGUCUGAAAUUUGUCCUAAUUUGCCUGAAAAUAACCACAGUUGUUCUUAUGCAUUGGACCAGCUAGUCCUGGAAAAUGAAAAUUUAAGUGGCGAUAGUACAUUUUCAGGUGAAAUAGGUAUGAAGGCAGAUGCCAGUAAAGCCUCCUCUGAAACACCUUCGGUCCGGAGCUCAAAAGUACUUCCUAUCCCUAAGCCAAGAAAGCCACGUGCUGCAUGUCUUGUCCGUCAGGAUGGCAUAGACAGCACAGGAGAGGGAACAAAGGAACUGCCUAAUUCAGAGAAAGAUUCCGUUGGGCCUGUGGACCAAAACUUUAAAAAGCCAGCAAAAAUUAAUAUCCUUGGUCAAAGUGUUUGUUAUAACAAUAAUACAGAAGUACUUCAUCCUGAAAAGUGUGAAUUAACUCAAAACAACGCAGACAAAAGGCAUCAGGUGAAGGAAACUGCUACAGAAGAGUCAACUUCACAAAAUCUUUUGCCUACGUUGUCACACAAAACUUCUGAUUUGGUGGAAAGUGUUGAAUGUUCUUUAGAUGCAGACCGUAACCAUUUUAACUCCAUGGAUGAGAUGUCAGAUGAUAACAGUAUGCUAGAUGCUGUGGACAAAAGGACUAACUUUGUUAGGUGUGAUACUUUGUCCAUGAGUUUGCCAAAGCAACUCAAAUUAACUAGCGUUCAGUACUCAUCUGCUUCCAGUAGCCUCCAUGUUUCCCCACAAAAACUGGAAGAUAAAGAAGGUAAAAUAAAGGACGAAAUUUCUCCAAAAAUUGUUCCUAAGAAACCACAGAGGCAUAGCCUUCCAGCUGCUGGCCUGCUGAAAAAAGCUGCAUCAGCAGAGCUUGUGGAGAAACAGUCUUACACCUCCAAUGAGGGCAAAUCAAACAGCGUUCUGGAAGGAUCUCACUUCACACAUCAACCAGCCAAGGAGCAAGGCGUACUGUCAUCCUGUGAUAUACCCAAACGUUCUUCUGAGAAACCCGUCUGGAAGUUACCUCAUCCUAUUCUUCCAUUUUCAGGAAAUUCUGAAUCAUUAAAAACUGCUAACAUGGCUACCAACUUCAACCACUUAACUAUUGUGACGAAGCCUAGGGCUAAAUCUCUCUCUUCUGUGGACAUGGAAAGGACAGACAAGCCUAGCAAAGACCAUCACAAGAAAAACAGCUUAAAAAAGUUUCUCAACAUGAAACUGUCGGUGUGCUUAAUGAAAAGUGACUUCCAAAAGUUUCUGACUAAAGGCAGCCAGUCAAUGGAUAGUGCUAUUGCCAACCUUGCCACCAGGGAUGGGUAUGGAAGUGCUAACAACCAGAAUAUGGCAUCUGUAGGCAGUGAGAGGAAAGCUAAAUCUGCCAAGGCACAUUCUGUAGAAAUAAGUAGUCCGGCAUUACAGAAGAGGCAGAGAAACAGAAGUCAGCCUGAGAUGCGAAAUAACCAGAGGCUGGAGUCUUUAGAUGGGAAUGUACUUUUGGGAGAGAAUUUGUCACAAAUGCAUUUGAAUCCUGUAACUGGCACUUGUGCUCCGGAGUACGAGAACAUGCGUCACUAUGAGGAAAUACCCGAGUAUGAGAACUUGCCUUUUGCUAUGGGUGCAAGGAGAAAUCUCUGUUUUGAAUGGCAGAGCUCCAGCAGCAUGGAAGACCAGAGCCUUGGUUUCUAUGAGGUUGAGGAGCCUUGUGAAGCUACAAGCAGACAUUUGAAACUUGGCAGGUCCUUAGAAGAACAUCAUAAUCAUGCUAAUGUAAUGGGAGAUCUUCAGUCAGAUGAAGAAGAUAUCAUGAACAGUUCUGAUGAAGAUGAUGACACAAAUUCUGAUUCCAGCAAAGGAGAGCCUGAUUCUCAAGAAGAUAAACAGGCAGCUGGAAAGAAAACAAAGGUUUACCAUAUUGCCAAGGAGAUAAUGAGUUCAGAGAAAGUGUUUGUGGAUGUGCUAAAGCUCUUACACAUUGAUUUCCGGGACGCUGUGGCACAUGCCUCUAGGCAGCUUGGAAAGCCAGUGAUUGAAGAUAGAAUCCUGAAUCAGAUCCUGUACUACCUACCUCAGCUGUACGAACUCAAUCGAGACCUCCUGAGGGAACUGGAAGAGCGAUUAUCUCACUGGUGA
Messenger RNA from Merops nubicus (carmine bee-eater), 2870 nucleotides. RefSeq names its product FYVE, RhoGEF and PH domain-containing protein 6-like. NCBI's taxonomy places the organism in Eukaryota, Metazoa, Chordata, Aves, Coraciiformes, Meropidae. Gene Ontology annotation, cellular component: cytoplasm. Gene Ontology annotation, molecular function: guanyl-nucleotide exchange factor activity. The record is from RefSeq and is a predicted model, not a curated record.